Lizanozyma spartinae is the source of this 1797-nucleotide messenger RNA. RefSeq lists its product as uncharacterized. Gene Ontology annotation, molecular function: transcription cis-regulatory region binding; DNA-binding transcription factor activity. Gene Ontology annotation, biological process: positive regulation of transcription by RNA polymerase II. Bases 1 to 1797 code for a protein of 598 amino acids. Gene Ontology annotation, cellular component: nucleus. The transcript is spliced from 3 exons. NCBI's taxonomy places the organism in Eukaryota, Fungi, Ascomycota, Pichiomycetes, Serinales, Debaryomycetaceae. The record is from RefSeq and is a predicted model, not a curated record.
AUGAUUACUGCUGCUGGACCUGCAAGAAAAGGAUACGACAUUAGAUUAAGUUUCAAAUCGUCUAAAAGAGGAGCAGCUGACUCUCAUAGAAGAAUUGGUGUUAUUCCCUCUGAUUCUAGAACGCCUAAGAGUACACCUGCACCCCAACAAAUAACACUUGAUUUCCUGGGUAGUACAUCAUCAUUGUCGUCAUCCUCAUCAUCAGAACGAAACAAUUCGACGAUGACGACAGAGCAACAGGAGGCUCCUACCCCUACUAUGGAGCAGCACAAAACACCACCACCAACAUCAUUUUCAACUUCGAGUCAUAAUUUGGAAGAAUUUUGUCCUGAACUCUAUGAGGGCCUUGAGUUGAUUUUGAAUAGCCCGAAGGAAGGAGGUACCAAGACUACCGAUACAAUUAUCAAAACUUCAAGUAUAGGAGAGGGUAAAUUCAUAGAUGAUGGCUUUUCAAUGAUGAAUUUUGAGAUACUUGAUUUCAUAGGAAAGACCAAAGUAUUCGAAGACAACUCAGAUCAUAAAUAUACCGCAAAACAUAGUUUUCUAACUGACCUGAAGAUUACUAACAUUGAAGAUACUCAAUUACUGGAACAGGAGCUGAGUACUGUUGAAGAGGAAAUGAAAACAGCAGGAAGUAGAAGUGAUGGCAGUGGUGGGGCGGUGUUAUCCCUAUCACAUCAAGAAGAAAAUAUGAUGUUGAAGCAUUUCUUUAGAAAGUUGUUACCCUUGUUGGACGCCCAUCCAGAUUCACCUUGGCCCAGUCUAGCUUUGAAAUACUGUGACUUCAAUAUAGCACGGAGUUGUUUUAUUUCACUCGCUUGUAUCCAUAUUUAUGAAAGUCGGAAGGGUGGCAACGAAUACUACCAACAAGGACUUGCCCACAUCAACAAUGCCAUGAACCAUCUCAUCAAGUAUCUUAGUGUGAACAAUGAAGAGGCCAAGAAGACUGAGAUCAACUCUUAUAUGGUCCUAGUCCUUAUAAAUGUACACGUAUUAUUCUCAGUUUUGGAAAAAGGUAUCAGUAAGCUAUCGAGGUUCUUAUACAAAGUGUUUGCCUCUCUAUGCCAAGAAAGUGAAGUCUAUGGUCUGCUAAUGGAAAACGAUAGCCAACGACUGUUAGUGAUAGUCCUUAGUUGGUAUGAUACCAUCACUGCAGUUGUGUCACCAGAUUGUCGUUUACCGUUUUGUUCGCCAUCGUGGUAUGGUGUCUACACAGAUUCAAUUUCAUCGAUUAAGAUGAUGGGAUGCCCCGGUGAAAUCCUUCGAGCUAUAUCCAAAGUAACCUUGCUUCGUCACGAGCUAUAUAACAACAAGGUAGAGUCUUCCUUCGAUAGCGUUCAACAAGACUACCAUACGAUCAAGCAAGAGUUUAUGAGCUAUCGCGAAUUUGUACCGUUGGGUUUAGGAGGCGAGUCAUUCAACUUGACAUUGAAGGGCGCCCAGUGUUGGUCGUUAGCGGGUCUCGUGUGUUUGACUCGUACGGUAAAGCCACCGUCAUGGGAGAUGCAUAUACAACGAUAUGUUCAUGAGUUCAUCGACGUGUAUGGAUCAAUGGAUCCUAUAUCGCCAACAGUAACUCAAAUGGUUUGGCCCGUCUAUGCUAUAGGGUGCGAGUGUACCACUGAAUAUGAAAGACAAAGUCUCCUCCAAUUCAUGGACACGUUAUAUACAAAUGCACAGAUGGGAACGUUGCACACGUUGAAACAGAUAGUGCUAAAUGUAUGGGAACUGGGGUUAACUCAAGAGGAGAUUCUUAGUCAAUGGUUAAAGGAUGGACAAGAAUAUCUACCUCUAUAA